Molecule: messenger RNA, 1659 nt
Organism: Penicillium pulvis
Lineage: Eukaryota; Fungi; Ascomycota; Eurotiomycetes; Eurotiales; Aspergillaceae
Product: GMC family oxidoreductase
Exons: 1
Coding region: 1-1659 (552 amino acids)
Molecular function (GO): oxidoreductase activity, acting on CH-OH group of donors; flavin adenine dinucleotide binding
Source: RefSeq, a predicted model, not a curated record
AUGGCCUUCGCAUACGACUACAUAAUAAUAGGCGCCGGCCUAGCAGGCACAGUCCUGGCUUCAAAACUCCACCACAAACUUCCCUCAUCCAAAAUUCUCCUCUUAGAAGCAGGUUCAGACCCCUUCAGCCACCAACAUACAACAGAACCUCUAAAAGCACCUCAGGCCCUCAAAACAGAACUAGACUGGAACCUAUCCACAGUCCCACAACAACACUUCGGAAACAGAACCUGCUACCAAGCAGCGGGAAAAGCCCUCGGCGGCUCAACGGCAAUCAGCAACGGAACCUGGACCCGCGGACCAAAAGUCGACUAUGACCGCUGGGCUACAUUAGUCGGCGACGCAAGAUGGAGCUAUAACGCCCUCCAGCCAUAUUUCCCGAAAACAGAAAGCCGGAGCGCGGAGGAGGAUGUUUCACGGUUUUCGGCUAAGCCUUUCGUGACAUAUACAUCUACACCUUCCCAGUCGCAUGAGAAGAGAAAAUAUUCGCUACGCGAACCGGUCAGGGAAGCGUGGAUGGAAUCCGGAGUAAAAUUUGUGGAUGAUGUUAAUGCGGGCUUUCCGGUAGGACUAUCUGAAAGAGUUGAGUGUUGGAAUCAGGGACGCAGACAGCAUGUUCAUCGUGUAUUUGGUCUGGAUGGGGUUCAGGUCCUUACCAAGUCGGCUGUUGCGAGGAUCCUUAUUACGGAGGUGGAUGGGGAGAUGGUUGCGACUGGUGUUGAACUUGUUGGUGGAGCGAAGUUCUUAGCGAAGGAAGUGAUUCUUUCCGCGGGGGCUUAUAAUAGCCCAAAGAUAUUAUUCCUAUCUGGCAUUGGGCCGAAGGACAUGUUGAGGAGCGUCGGUAUUACGCAGACUGUUGAGUCGCCGUAUGUUGGGAGGAAUUUUCAUGAUCAUAUUUCCGUGCCGAUUGUGUGGAGGCUGAAGAAGCCGGAGUUGAACUCUUCUUUUGAGGCUUUGACGCAGGAUCCGGUGAUGAAGCUUGGGUGGCCGAGUGAUUGGACAGUUUUUUCUGGGCUCGAGAGGAGUCUUGUGAAGACUUCUAUUGAGAAGGAUGGAGGCCAUCUGAAUAAUCCUUCCAGUCAGCUUCUUUUGAACCCGCAUUGUGUUUUUACGGAGACGGCCAACUAUUAUACAACCGUUGGUGCGCAUCUCGCGGAUAUGAACACACCAAUGGAUGGGACGUGUAUCUCUUCGACUGUGUUGGGAGUUUCACCUACAUCCAGAGGUGAGAUCACGAUAUCUUCAGCUGAUCCUCUUGCUCCGCCGGUUAUUGAUCCGAAUUACUAUGCCACUGAGCUUGAUCGUGUGGCUAUUCGGUCUGCGAUUCGGAAGGCGUUUGAGGUGUAUCAGGAUUCUGAGGCAUUGAAAGAUAUUGUCCAAUGUGAGGUUCCGCCGCCGGGAUAUGAGACUUUGACGGCUACUUCGACGGAUGAGGAGAUUGAUGAUAGGGUUAGACGUGUGGGGAUCACUUCUUUUCAUCCGGCUGGGAGCUGUUCAAUGGGGAGGGUUGUUGAUCCAGAGUUGAGGGUUCAUGGAGUGAAGGGAUUGAGGAUUGUGGAUGCUAGUGUUAUUCCUUUCCCUCUUGCAGCGCAUUUGCAGGUUGCUGUUUAUGCGUUAGGAGCGAGGGCUGUGGAUUUCAUUGUUGCUAAACAUAAGUAG